UCGGAUUCGGCGGUUGUUUUAAUAUAAUUCUUGCCAUUGAGUUCGCAUUCCAACGCCAGCGGCAAAGGGAUUUGUGGCUUUAUCCGCUCUAUCUGUCUUUUUCGAAUUGAUUUAUCGACCAUAUUCUGGUUAUUUCCCCCCAAGUAACCACUGCUGCUGGCAAUGGUGUCAAGCAUGCUGGAUUUUCUCAUAUGCCCACUCCUGCGCGGUCCACUAAAUGGAUUACUUCUAGCGUAUUACCUAGGUACAUGUACAUUCAAUAUAUCUCAAUACGGCUUUGAGAUGUAAGGUUUAAUGACAUCAGGACAAUAAACGGUUCCAAAAUUAAAAGAGAACUCAGUUCCCAUACAAACACUGCGCGCAGGCUGGAGCAUGACUUGAAGUUAUGAUACUUUCCCUCUAAGGUCACCUUCCCGAGAUACGAUCUUCCCCCUGCAUCUUGUUGAGUCCACGGGUCGCUUGUUAUUGAAAGAUUUGUAUAUCUAUAGGACUCGAUCUAAUUUCCUACGUGGUGGCUUUCAAUUUGGGAAAGCUUUGAACUCUGUCGACUUGAAGGGCCAAUAUCUGCACCGUCCGCUUCACCUCGACCAUCUAUAUUAUUUUAUCUUAUGAUUAUUGCUUGUCACGCGCUUGUUGAGAAUGUAUAUCAUGAUUAUUGCGAAUAUUCUCCUGUUCUGGACUUUGGUCCAAGCAUAAUAUCCCCCAACACCGGCUGGCUUGACAGUGAUCAAUUCGACAUCCCAUCCGGGGGUUGAAAUAUCGUACGAGAAAGUCCAGGACCACAUAUGCGGCGGGAGUUCCACUACCUCAUACACUGGUUAUGUAAAAUUCCCACCCAAUACAAUGUCUGGUGUUAGUCAGGACUAUCCUGUCAACCUCUUCUUCUGGUAUUCCGAAUCCCAAAGCAAUAACUCAAAAAAUUAUCCUCUGUCCAUUUUUUUAAUGGUAGACCGGGUGCAGUCUCUGAUCUGGGCGUAUUUGUCGAGAAUGGACCGUGCCGUAUCCAUUAUGACUCUAAGACGUCCGAACCAAUAAAUACUCCUAGGACAAACAUGUUAUACGUCGACCAGCCUGUGCAGAGGGGGUUAAUUAUGACAAUAUUACCAAAGGGGUUCUAGACCUGCUAACGGGGGAGGUUAUGCCUGGGGAAGAGCCCAACGGUACCGGGAUUGCAGGGGCCUUCUCCAGCCAGAAUGUGAAGCAAGCCGCCAAUAAAACGGAAAAUGCAGCAAUACAGUUCUGGUACUUUCUUCAGGCCUGGACCGGGAGUUUUGACAAGUACACUGCUGGUCGGGCGGGAGAAUUUCUCCAUACACAUCUGGACAGAGUCAUACGGAGGUCGAUGUGGGCUAGCAUUCGCGAGAUACAUCGUAGAGAAAAAUAAGGAGAUUGAAACGAACGGGACAAACGCCACAGUUUUGUCCUUGGAAACGCUGGGUAUCAUCAAUGGUUGUAUGGAUAUCUUACUCUAGGAACCCUCUUAUCCUUCGAUUGCAUACAACAACUCCUACGGUAUUAUCGCGAUUAACGAGACGGUCAAGGCUAUGGCAGAGGGUGAUCUUCCUACUUGUCUCAAUCUAGUUUCCAAGUGUCAAGAACUUGCCCGGACCCUAGAUCCCAACGCAACCGCUAACAAUGAGCAAGUUAAGGACAAGUAUAGAAAUGCGAGCGAAUAUUGUCUGGAGUAUAUCGAGGGCCCUUACGUUGUCGAGAUGAAAUGGGGUUAUUAUGAUAUGGCGCACUGCUACCUUGAUCCGUUCCCGCCGGAAUAUUACGUUGGAUUUUUAGCACAACCAGAAGUGAAGCAAGCACUAGGUGUUCCUGUUAAUCACACUGAGACCUCCCCGGUUGUUGGGCAGUCGUUUAUCAUGACAGGAGACUAUACGAGAAACGGGAUGGAAGGAUAUACGAGUGAAAUCGGAUACUUGCUUGAUUCAGGUGUCCAGGUGGCGCUGGUAUAUGGCGACCGUGACUACGCUUGCAAUUGGGUCGGCGGCAAGGUUGUUAGCCUCGCUGUCAAUUACAGUCAGUCUGACGCGUUCAAAAUGGCUGGGUACGAGGAGAUCGUAUUGAGCAAUCACACCAAUCGGGCAUGGGUUGCCUGCGCCAGCACGGGAACUAUUCAUUCACUCGUGUAUACCAGUCGGGCCACAUGGUUCCUUCGUAUCAGCCAGAGCUUGCGCUGGAACUAUUCCGUCCAUCACUUUUCAAUCUUGACUUCGCAACGGGGAAGACAGACAUACGACGCAAUCGAAGUACUCGACUAUCGGCCCCGCAAACUCCACGCAUACGGAAAAUCCACCUGCUCAGCCAUCUCUAACGUGCUACUUCUGGUACAUGUCUUCAUCAUGUGCUGAUAACCAGAUAAGUGCCGUGAUUGAAGGGAAGGCAGACUUUGUUAACAGCUAUAUCAUUACCUCUCCAACGCUUCCUCCAGACACGUGUCCGAAAAUCCCUUGAUAGUAAUAAGAUUGUCUGCAGCGGGCCAAAGAGCAUGAACACCGGCCCUCCAAAUACUGGCCAUGGCGAUCUGAUCGUAUUAGGGCAAGGAGCACGCUUCUCCUCAGUUUGGCGUGCUUUUCUUGGAUCUUGAGAGUGUAACAAUCCACAACUCUCUUAUGCGAGUCUUAUGUAACAUAAUAUGGUAUUUUGGUGUGGUGUUGAAAGUUCUUAUAAUAUAAAAUAACUUUGCGGAUGGUUUCAAAAAGUUCAGAGCAGCCCGGUAAUCUCAGAAGCACUUACCAGAAAAGUGGUCUUGACAACCCGAAUUAGUAUGCUCAAACAACACACAUAGGAUCAUCCGGCGCUCCACACGGAUCUUCCAAUAAAGCCAACGGAAAACUGAAGUCCUCAGGGGAAAACAGUAUGUUUCUUCCAGCAGAUGAAUGAACAACUUCCUCACAUGCACCCUCGCAAGUCGCGAACGGCAAGAAAAUUGCUCAACCCAACAAUGCUUGAACACACUCAUGCUCAGAAUGCCGGAGAACCGGAUUU
Blastomyces dermatitidis ER-3 is the source of this 2994-nucleotide messenger RNA. RefSeq names its product carboxypeptidase S1. The record is from RefSeq and is a predicted model, not a curated record. The coding region runs from base 1545 to 2357 and encodes 270 amino acids. Gene Ontology annotation, molecular function: serine-type carboxypeptidase activity. Lineage: Eukaryota; Fungi; Ascomycota; Eurotiomycetes; Onygenales; Ajellomycetaceae. Gene Ontology annotation, biological process: proteolysis. The transcript is spliced from 2 exons.